AUGGACUCCCCCCUGCUAUCCCACCCCCUCGAAGUCCGCCAAAUGAUCACCGGCAUCGUAAUAGUAAACAACCAACCCUUCAAAAUCAAACCCCGCUGCACAACAACCACAACCACCACGCCCCUCACGACCUGCACCCCCACCGCCCUCCCCCAAACCUCCCACCAAAUCCGCGCCGAAUACGCCUCCCUCCUCCGCAAAGCGGCCUUCAACCCCGGCACCAAAACCAUCGCCCCCGUCUACGACUUCGACUUCCGCGAAAUGAUAUCCUUCGCGCAGACGCUCAAGAGCCACGAGGUCGCGGCGGCGAACCGGAAUCGAAAUCUUGUCUGUAAGGUUUUUGUUUUUGAUGGGGGUGUUUUUGGGGGGGAGGGCGUGAGGUUGUUGGGCGAGUGGGUGAGGUGUGCGGAGAAGAUUGGGUUGGAGGUGGGGUAUUUGGUGGAGUGGUGCGGGGUGGAGGCGGGGCAAUUGAGGGCGUUGGAGGGGGUUGUGGGGGGGGGGAGGGAAGGGAGGAAGAUUUUGAGGGCGUUGAGGGAGUGGAGGGGGAGGAGGGAGGGGUGA
Zasmidium cellare ATCC 36951 is the source of this 561-nucleotide messenger RNA. RefSeq lists its product as uncharacterized. The record is from RefSeq and is a predicted model, not a curated record. Lineage: Eukaryota; Fungi; Ascomycota; Dothideomycetes; Mycosphaerellales; Mycosphaerellaceae. The transcript has a single exon. Bases 1 to 561 code for a protein of 186 amino acids.